CAUUGAUUUCAAGGUGGUUUAAGCCCAGCGGGGCUUAAAAUAUCUUUCUUAUAUAUUUUUUUUAACUGUGUUCUGUUUUCCCCCUUCUGUCUCCUUUGGAGGGCUGUUUCUCUUUGUUUCCGUGUGCGUCUUUCCAUUUCCCCGUGCAAAGCCCUCGCUUUCUGAAGCCGUCUUCAGUCUCUCACUGUCUGCCCUCCUCCCCCACGUCUCUCCCCACCCCUCUCCCUCACUAGCUCACUGGGCACCAGCCGAGCCCCAGCCCUUUCCCAAACCUGCUCUGCGUGUGAGGGGCCCUUUCUUCCUGUACCUGAGCCCAUGUCCUGGGGGCCUCCUGGAAGUCAGGACUAGCCUCUUGGGGCAGCAGCUGGUGCCCGGCAGCACCUCUGAGGGUGAGCCCGGCCAGCUGCAUCCCUAGGGCUCUGCAGGAUGGCGUAGAGGACGCGUGUUAAGCAGGAGAGCUGGGCUGGCGGCAGGACCCUGGCUACAGGGAGGCAGUGACUGAGGGGGUCCCUGUUCCUGACGGAGGGGUCAUGGCCUUCAUGUUGCUGCCCCGGCGGCUGGCUUGCGGCUCCCCGCACAGCCCCCUGCUUGUGUCUGGAUCCAGAUACAUCAGUCAAGCUGCAGCCAAAGUUGAUGUUGAGUUUGACUAUGACGGGCCUCUGAUGAAGACAGAAGUCCCAGGUCCUAGGUCUCGGGAAUUAAUGAAACAGCUGAAUAUGAUUCAGAAUGCAGAGGCUGUACAUUUUUUCUGCAACUACGAAGAGAGCCGAGGCAACUACCUGGUCGAUGUGGAUGGUAACCGCAUGCUGGAUCUCUACUCCCAGAUCUCCUCUGUCCCCAUAGGUUACAGCCAUCCUGCCCUGGCAAAACUGGUCCAACAGCCUCAGAAUGUGAGCACCUUCAUCAACAGGCCUGCCCUGGGCAUCCUGCCUCCCGAGAACUUCGUGGACAAGCUGAGGGAGUCCUUGCUGUCGGUGGCUCCCAAAGGGAUGUCCCAGCUUGUCACCAUGGCCUGCGGCUCCUGCUCCAACGAAAACGCCUUCAAGACCAUCUUCAUGUGGUACCGGAGCAAGGAAAGAGGGCAAAGAGGGUUCUCGAAAGAAGAGCUGGAGACCUGCAUGAUUAACCAGGCCCCCGGAUGCCCUGACUACAGCAUCCUCUCCUUUAUGGGCGCUUUCCACGGAAGGACCAUGGGUUGCUUAGCGACCACGCACUCCAAAGCAAUUCACAAGAUUGACAUCCCUUCCUUCGACUGGCCCAUCGCACCAUUCCCGCGGCUGAAGUACCCUCUGGAGGAGUUUGAGAAGGACAACCAGCAGGAGGAGGCCCGCUGCCUGGAGGAGGUGGAGGAUCUGAUUGUAAAAUACCGGAAGAAGAAGAAGACUGUGGCUGGGAUCAUCGUGGAGCCCAUCCAGUCUGAGGGCGGAGACAACCAUGCAUCAGAUGACUUCUUCCGGAAGCUGAGAGACAUUGCCAGGAAGCACGGCUGCGCCUUCCUGGUGGAUGAGGUGCAGACAGGUGGGGGUUGCACGGGCAAGUUCUGGGCCCACGAGCACUGGGGCUUGGACGACCCAGCUGAUGUGAUGACCUUCAGCAAGAAGAUGAUGACUGGAGGCUUCUUCCACAAGGAGGAGUUCCGGCCCAACACUCCUUACCGGAUCUUCAACACCUGGCUGGGAGACCCGUCCAAGAACCUGCUGCUGGCCGAGGUCAUCAAUAUCAUCAAACGUGAGGACCUGCUAAACAAUGCAGUCCAUGCCGGGAAGGUCCUACUCACAGGAUUGCUGGACCUCCAGGCCCGGUACCCUCAGUUCAUCAGCAGGGUAAGAGGACGAGGCACCUUUUGCUCCUUUGACACUCCAGAUGAUUCUAUACGGAAUAAACUCAUUUUAAUUGCCAGAAACAAAGGUGUGGUGCUGGGAGGCUGUGGAGACAAAUCCAUCCGUUUCCGUCCCACGCUGGUCUUCAGGGAUCACCAUGCUCACCUGUUCCUCAAUAUCUUCAGUGACAUCUUAGCAGACUUCAAGUAAAGAAACCAUUUCCACCGCACUCUGAGAAAGCCCCAGUCUCAACAGUUGUCAAAUUGAUUAGUUUGCCUAAUUCAUGUUUUCACUUAAAAGUAUCAGAAGUGAACGCAUAAACUGGAGAGUUACUUGUGGGAAGGGGAUGCUUUUGGCGGCUGUGGGGGGAGGGCAAGGGAAGGAAGGGCUGCUUUUGAGUGUCCUGCCUAUAGAGCCAAUGGUGCACAUUGGUUGGAGCCCAGAAAUUCUGUCUGAGCCCUGGACUAGUCUUGGGGAGGGCCCUGGGAGUCUUGGACAUAUUUCUGCCCACCCAUGACCAACCCCAACAAUCUCUUUGGAAGCCUGUCAGGGGAGUUACACAUGCUCCCGGGACUGGGGGCCACUACUCUUGGGCUCCAGUUCAUCCCAGGUGCCCUAUUUGGUAAUCAGAGAUGCUGGUGUCCCCUCACCCUACAGAAGCAAUUUCACUCUCACCUUCUCGCUCAGCCCCCAAGCUCCGAGUCCCCCAUUUCGGCUUGAGCGCAUGAUUAAAUGGCUCAUAGGAAGGCAGUGAUGUGGGGACAUGAGGUCAGAGCUUGGGGCAAGGGAGCGGGCAUCUGGCCUCCUGAUCAGGAAGACCACCCCGCAGUCCAAGUGGGGCUUCUCUGAACUGUGAAUUCUGUCCUUGAGGGCCUCUGCCCGUGGAGGAGGCUGGGUGGCACCAGCUAUGGUUCUUCCUCAACAUCCUGCACUCCUCCACCUCGCGUCAGCCUGCAGCAGUGUGGGAGGAACCCGCAGCCUGACGGCACAGGGGACACACCUGAGCCAAAGGGUCAGAAGCACAAGCCUGUCACCCCGGAAGCACAGGCCCAGGGUCAGAGGCAGCAGAGCCACUACACCCUGUCCCCAGAUCCUCUUGGGGUCUGACUUUGGUCCCCACCCUGGGAGGCUCUCUCCAGCUUUUGCCCAUUAUCUUCGCCCUGCUUCUCAGCAGAGCCGUCCCAUCAGAGGGGCCAUCGCUGGACUCAAUUUCCUCACGAGGGAAAUGCCAUGAAUUAAAGGCUCCAGAGCUCCACACACGGAAAGGUAGCCCGUUGGUUUAAGGUGGUUUCCUUGUCUUUGCCCCUGAAAUCUGAGUUUUCUUAAGAUGCCUGAGCCUGGAAGUUAGCGGGCAGACAGUGUGACAGAGGGUCCAGUGUCUCUGCUGCUGGAGGCGAGACAUUCUUGGAGCUGGCCUGACCUCAAAUGCUCCUGCACAGAGCACUUGCUAGUCCCACGGCUGUAAGAUAUUAUUAGUAGGCAGAUGGAGUGAGUGUGGCUUGGUUCUCCGUCCAGAAGGAAGCCAUUUGCCUCCUGGUGCCUUGGCUAUUUGGGAAAAUGGGUAUGUCGGAUUCCUGAUUCAGGGCUUUGCUCUUUUAAUAACUAAUCACUCAAAGAUUUAGCUUCCACUCCUCCUCAGACUCAGCCACUGACCUCUUUUUGUUGAGCAAUGACCUGUGUAGCAGAUGUGGACAGAUCCAUGCACUCUGGUUUGCUUUACAUUCCUGCAAGCAGCAGCUCCUCUGCCACUUUUAAUAAGGAGUUCUACCAUGUCCAAGGUCAUCUGCGCUGCCAACUAUGUGAGGACCCGUGCCUCCCUCCCUCUCUGCAAGGCUUCACUCAUCUCUCCGUUUAUUUAUAUUCCAUCUUCCCUCACGCAUCAAACUUUCAUGAAAUACCUGCCCAAUCAGGAAAUAGGAGGAACUAACGUCCCACUGGGAACAACAGACUCUCAAACCAAUAGUUAAACCAGGGUGCCAAGUACAGUUACGAUAGAGUAGAUAAGUCUGAGAGAAAACUCCAAUCCACCUAAGGGUCACAGGAGCUUUCAAGGAGAAAGUGAUGUUUGAGCAGGGUUUUGCAGAAUGAACAAGAGUUCAUUCUGCAAGGCAAGGAAGAAUACUACAAAAGGGAACCUAAGUUCAUGGUCUCAUACCUUUCACGAGAAUACUACAAAAGGGAACCUAAGUUCAUGGUCUCAUACCUUUCACGAGGGAGCCAGAUUCCACAGGCAAUAUCCCAAGGUUCAAGGCUUCAGUUAACAAACAAGGAAAAUGCAGACCAUCACUCAUUUACUGGCUUAAGUAUGUUGCUUCUGAGAACUUCAGCACUGGGUGCCCAACAUUCAGUGAGGUUCUUGGAAUCCAAAGGGUUUUAUGCCAGGGCACAGCUGGAAACAGUGGAGGGAGUGCUCCAAUAUUUUGUUCUCUCCCCUUGGGCCCAUAACAGAGGACUGAAAUCAUUUUAUCUGGAAAAUCAUUUCUAGAAAUAUUAUUCACUCUUAAAGAAGGGAAGUUGUUUCUUGUUAAAAAAAAAAAAUUUAUUUUUAAGCCAUUUGCCAACAAAUUCUUGUAUACUCAGGGCACAAUGAGUUCCUGAGAUAUCUUCUUGAGAAAGCUGGAGAUUUAGGUAGGAGAAUUUCAAGGUAAGGAUUUUGGCAGAGCUCAAGACUGUAGCAACUUGGAAGAUGAUGGAAGAAACACGGGAAGCCCAGGAGACAGGGAAGAGCCCAAGAGGAACAGCUUCUGUGGCCAACAGCUUUUGUGGGACAUAAACCCAUCAUGCAUUAGUACCAUAGAGUUUAGUAAAUGUCUCUAGCAAGUAUUGUCACUUUUACAGAAAACAAGGUCCAAUACUAGCAGGUCUUAGCACAUCCUCCCUUUUAUUACAAAUGGGUGUUUUUUUAUAAUUUUUACUGACACUCAGUAACCAUGCAAAGUUGUGCACAUUAAUAUGUCUAUAUAUCUAUACCUAUCUAUAUAUCUAUAUAUAUAAGCUCAUGGUAGAAAACCAUAGCUAGGGAGCAUUGCAGACUUAAUGCAUACAAAGUGAUCUUGUUUACAGUAUUCUGUUGACAGUGCCAAUAAAUGAUAAGGAAAUUAACAUGUCACAGUGUACCUGACGACCAUAUGCACAAUUCCAUGAAUUAAAUGUUUCCUGUGUUAAUCGGCAUUCUUAAAUUAAAAAAUUAUUUAUAAUGGAAA
This is a messenger RNA of Chinchilla lanigera (long-tailed chinchilla), 5023 nucleotides long. It is a transcript of the gene Abat, whose product is annotated as 4-aminobutyrate aminotransferase. The transcript has 16 exons. The record is from RefSeq and is a predicted model, not a curated record. Bases 531 to 2030 code for a protein of 499 amino acids. Gene Ontology annotation, biological process: GABA catabolic process. Gene Ontology annotation, cellular component: mitochondrion. NCBI's taxonomy places the organism in Eukaryota, Metazoa, Chordata, Mammalia, Rodentia, Chinchillidae. Gene Ontology annotation, molecular function: pyridoxal phosphate binding.